Molecule: messenger RNA, 951 nt
Organism: Miscanthus lutarioriparius
Lineage: Eukaryota; Viridiplantae; Streptophyta; Magnoliopsida; Poales; Poaceae
Source: the annotation of a GenBank genome assembly
AUGGCGGAAAACACUCAUGGUAGUGGUCGACGCGCGCUUGGGGACUUGACAAAUGUCCUUUGCAAGCGACCAGCCACAUCAGAUCUGGAGAAGAGUACGGGUGGGAUAAAGAUCAGACGGAUUGAAAAGGACACUGCGACUGGGAAAGGGUUUGAUGAAAAUGCAAAAACCAGCAGUAGAGGGAAGGGAAUUGUAUUUGGGCAUUUGUUUGAUGGUGUUGCCAAAGAGAAUUUCGAAAGGCCUUCUAUCUUUCAGAACACUAGGGUUCAACACAUGGCUGCUGAAGCAGCUGGGCUGUUAUCCAAGGAGGCCAGUGACUUGAAGAACCAUUAUGCAUCAAUCGAUUCAUUUGAUCUCAGUGAUAAGGAGCAGGAUUCUUCGCUGGAAUCUGAAGGUGACUAUGAUGAUGAAGAUAAUGAUGAGAUGAAUGGUGAACUGCCACGCCAUUUUUGCAGCUCAGAGCUAGCUAAUAAAACAUCAACAAAUGACGGCGAGUGCUUGACUCAGGAGGAGAUAGUUGGGUCAUCAGGAAAUCAGAAGCCUCUGUCUUCAUUGGAUGCUACGGCAGGUGGUGACAUGCCAAGUUCUAGUGUUCAGCAUGCUUCUAUGAGAACUGGGGGUUUGGAAGAAGCUGUCGCCACAAAAUCUUGUGCUUGUUCUUUCUGUCUUAAGGCUGCUUUUAUGUGGAUGGAUCUCCAUUAUCAGGAUGCAAGAAGCCGGCUUUCUGUAUUGAAGAAAAACAUCAAGUUUGCCAGGUUGUUGGAGGAAAAAAGUAGAGGAGGUGAAUAUGCUGCCAAUGUAGCCGGAUAUAACUCAAAGCGAGCUGUGGGAAUGGAGUUCGAACUAUCUCAACAACAGAGAUCACUCUUUCUUUAUACAGAAAAUGCCCUUGUCCGCGAGUCAACACAGCUUUUGCCAUCAAUAUGCACCUGUGAUUAUAGCGCAAAAUAA